This is a messenger RNA of Frieseomelitta varia, 1637 nucleotides long. Its product is annotated as protein enabled homolog. The transcript has 8 exons. The record is from RefSeq and is a predicted model, not a curated record. Gene Ontology annotation, cellular component: transcription regulator complex. Gene Ontology annotation, biological process: regulation of transcription by RNA polymerase II. Bases 125 to 1231 code for a protein of 368 amino acids. Lineage: Eukaryota; Metazoa; Arthropoda; Insecta; Hymenoptera; Apidae. Gene Ontology annotation, molecular function: transcription coregulator activity.
UAUUGUCUGUGACAAAAUUAUCUACCACGACCAUAAUAAUGUAUACAAAUUGUACUUUUUGACAGAUUUAGUUAUCACAUACAACGGAUUUCUACUGUUUUAAAGCCGAAAAAUUGAAUUAAUCAUGCCGGCAGUAAUUGUGGGCCCUCCUCAACGUAGUGAACAAAUGUGGCGAGCAUUAAAAACCCAUAUUACAAGAGAAAGACAACGGAAAAAACAAGAGCAAGAAGCAGAUGCAGAGGAAGAACGCUUAAGAAAAGAACGAGAGCGGCAACAGAAACAGGAUGUGAUGACCUUAGGUGAAACUAGAGAACAAAUAUCAAAUUUAGAAAAUGAACUUUCGCAAUUAAAAGAUGAGAAGCAUCAGUUAUUCCUGCAGUUAAAGAAAGUUUUAAACGAGGAUGAUAAUAGAAGACGACAAUUAAUUAAAGAAAGUGUAUGUCCUGAAGUCAUAACAGCAGUAGGAGGAUAUCCUGGAACAGGUCCUAGAGUAGUUCAUCCACAAUUAUUUCUUCCUUUACCAAGAAGCAAUAGUCCUCUUUACAAAGUAGCUGUUGGUGCACCAACGCAUACCUUACUACCAACUGGGCCAUUAAAAAGAACACAUAGCCCCUCACCACCCCCAACAGCCUCUCCUUACCACGCUGGUUAUGGAUAUAAACCAACACCUUCAAUACCAAGUUAUAAUCCUCCACCCUCCAAUAUUUGUGCCUGUAUAGAAUCUGAGGAAGCAGCUAGGAGAUCUGGCGAUUCCCGAGCUGUUCUCUGGAACAAGAAUAAUCAAUAUUCUGCCUCCAAUUUUUAUUCAGCGCCUACUGGUCAAAGUGUUUAUAGUUAUUCUGCGCAAACUUCGCAACCGUCCCGAGAACCUGAACCAACUAAAUCUGUGUACCUUUCAGGCAAUAGAACAACAUUAUCAACACAUCAGACUGCAUAUGUUACAAGUUUGCAUUCAUUGGACCAUAAAGGUGCCUAUGCAGAAGAUAAAUUUUAUUUAAGGCCAAGUAGUCAUGUUACUGUUCAUGGUGGGGCUAUUCCAAUUCAGCAACCUCCACAGGGUGCUAAGACUGGAGGAAUUACAUCUGGAUAUCCUGUAAGACCACCGCAACCACCACCAGCGCCAUAUCCUCCGCCACCACCAGGUACUUACGUGAGUGCCUCUGGUGCUAAUGUUCCUGGUCGAUUAUUAUAUACUCAACCUAGUGCUCGUUAUCUCCAGAGAGAAGUUUAGGAUACUAAUUUACGAAUACUUAAAUUAUUUGAUCCUGAUUCAUAUGCUUUAUAGUCAUCACUAAAUUGUAAAAAAAAAAGGUAUUUUUUAUGCUGUCAACUAAACUCCACAUAGAGUGGUCCACCAAUUAAGUGAGGCCAUCUAAAUAUCUUUUCGAAUUGUGAUGAUAUAAAAAAUAUUUUUUUUAUAUUUAUUACAUUGUCAAUGAUAAUCUCUUCUAGUAGCUUGAAAUCCUGAGCAAUGUGUGUUCUUACCAGUUAUUAGCCUUUUGGAUGCCAUUUAUAUUAGGCAAAACAUAUUUUUUGUAUCAUCACAUGUUCGAAAAUAUAUUUAGGUGGCCUCACUUAAAUGGAUCCUGUAUAAAAUGUAUAAAUGCUGUAGAUAUGUUAUGAAUAGUAAAUAUAAC